Amyelois transitella is the source of this 806-nucleotide messenger RNA. RefSeq lists its product as uncharacterized. NCBI's taxonomy places the organism in Eukaryota, Metazoa, Arthropoda, Insecta, Lepidoptera, Pyralidae. The transcript has a single exon. The record is from RefSeq and is a predicted model, not a curated record. Bases 23 to 634 code for a protein of 203 amino acids.
UGUAAUUGAUAGAAUAACCACAAUGACGACGAAAAAAUCUGUUACGAGAACCAGCAGAGAUAGUAAUGACAAAAAUAUUGAUGCCUUACCCGACAUCGCUUUGGCGGCCAUUGCCUCGUUCAAGAAACAGAAAGAAGUAGGUGAAUUCAUGAGUUUUCUCCUCGGAGCUCUUGAGCGCAACGCUGGAUGGCUGAAUAGUAUAAUUGACAGGCAGAACAACUUCAAAUGCGUCUUCAUGACGGGCGCCGGACCUAAUCGUUUCCAACUACAAGAAGUCAUCUACCCAGCGCAGGAUGAGAACGUGAAACUGGAGGUUGAGGCGAAAGAGUCCGAGGAUCACGACAAAAUCGCCGUAGCAGCUCUUCUGAAAAUGCCGAGCGCGGAAAUUGAUGCAAUGAUCAAAUUUAUUAAGACUAGAUUAAAUGAUAACAUGGUUUUGAAGGAAGAUUUAUUGAAGGGUAAGGCCCUUGGUAUAAAUUUCGCAGUUCUCAGGCCUUUCUCUGAGAAACAAUAUCGUAUCUCGGAGAGAAUAGUCAUUGAUAAUAGUGUGAAAUGCGCUGUUCCUUUCAAGAAGAGGCGGAGAGAGGAGAAAUUGUUCUUAGGGCCGCCGAUGAAGACUAAAAAGGUCAUGUAGGUAAUAUAAUAACUGGAAUCAUUGAACACAGAAAUAUUACAUAUAUAAUGGUCAAUCGUUACUGUGCACCGCAGUGUCAUGGCGCACGUAAUGGUGGCAAUUUGGAAGGACUGCAAAAUGGAAAACUCUCAGUAAAUUAUACUCAUUUUUGCAAUGAUCGCUUCCGAUUACU